UCCAGGUUACGGCUUUGCUUGAAAUGUAGGCCUAGUUCAUGGUCAGAUUUAUAAAUUAUGAAUUUUAAAGUAGUAACUUUUAUUCUCAUUCUUUCUUGUGUCGUCAUAUGUGUGGAGAGUCACCGUGGUGGAGGAUGCAGAAGGUCAUCAGGAAGGUCACGAGGAGGAUGUCACAGAGGUCAAGGUCACCGGAGACAAUCCUGUAGACCUCAGCGUAGACAAUCAUGUCAUCAUGGUCAACAAGAUCGUCAUCACGACUGUCACCACCAAGAUCAUCACGAUUACCAUGAUUAUCACGACGACAACUACGAUGACUACGGGGGCAGAAGUGUUCAAAGUAGAAACCAACACCGAAGUACCACAGGAAGAAAUCAAGAAACGAGAAGUGCCCAGAGGAUCCAACAAGAACAGACUCGUCAAAGAGAUAAUGUGAGUAAACCGAGACGAACAAGCAAGGACAGUCAGCAAGAAAAAAGACGGAUAAAAGAUGAAAAUCUUAGAAGAAAGAGUAAUAACGUUGCUCCUCGAAAUCCACCAAAUGGUCAACCGAAGACGAAGAAGCCUCGUCAGCAACCUCCUGCCAGAGAUCCUGAGCCUGAACCUUCUAAUGAUAACUCUAGAGAGGAUUUAAGUCUUGAAGACGAUAACGAUUCUGAUCAAGACGUGUUCUUCUGGUCCAUUCAGAUUCCGAAAGAUACGAACGAUAAUAAUGACGAUGAUUAUGUGGAUAAAGAUCACCGCUUCUAAUUAAAUCAUAAUUAUCCUUCAUCUCUUAGCAUGAUAGCAUGAUUGCUGAUAAUUUGUAAAACUUUAGUGAAAUAGUGAAUAAUAUGAAUAACAAGAUAUAAAUAUAUAUAUUUACAUUGGCCUGUAAAAUGAAAAUGAUCCGUAAUAAUUUUACAACUGAUUUAUAUUUAAAUGUAAAUAAACCCCACUUUCUAUGGAGCUGUUUUUAUUGACAUGGUAGUAUUUGAAGCAAUGUCAUUGAUAUUCUAGUUGUAUUUAUUAGAAAUCUUAAUCGCCUUAUAAAUGAAAAGAAAAUGUUAAAUGAUGAUCAAAUCAGUUCAAUAAAAAUUG
Molecule: messenger RNA, 1077 nt
Organism: Macrosteles quadrilineatus (aster leafhopper)
Lineage: Eukaryota; Metazoa; Arthropoda; Insecta; Hemiptera; Cicadellidae
Product: nuclear speckle splicing regulatory protein 1-like
Exons: 3
Coding region: 58-747 (229 amino acids)
Source: RefSeq, a predicted model, not a curated record